AAUGUCUUAAAAUCCUACAUAAAAAAAAGGACUAAAGCUCAGUGCUCCUUUUGAGCCAACAGCUAAUCCAGCAUUUGCAUAACCUUUAUACUCUCCACCACCAUCAUAUAAAUACGAAUAAAAAUACUACUAACAGCCUUAUGUCCAUCCCACAUAAAUUGAAUAAGGAAAUACUUUAAAUUCUUUAUCUCUAAAGAAUCAAAAUUUAAGUCAAAGUCAAUCAACAACAACGAAUACAAGCAAUGGAUAAUAAAUAUAAUAAAAUGUUUAAAGUAAGACCAAGAAAAAAUUAGUGUUAAAUAGUAACACUUCAUAGAAAUUUGUAUUAGAUCAAACUUUAGAAUAGAAAGUAAUAAUUAAAAUUAAAUAAUAGGCUGAUGAAGAGUUAAAGAAAUUAGAAGAACAAAAAAAAUUAGAAGAACAAAAGAGAUUAGAAGAAGAAAAGUUAAAAAAGGAAUAAGAAUAGUAAAAAUUGUUAGAGUAAAGAAAACCUAAACCUUAUUCUAAAGAAGAUCUUAAGAAAUUAGUAGAUAUGAUUAAUGUAAUUUUAAAUAUAAUCAAUUAGGAUUUCAAUGAAUAUUUUGAUAAACAAGAGUGGUAAAUAUUGAAGGAUAGAAAAUACUGUAAUAUUAAAGAAUUAUAAACUAAAACUCAACCUAGAAAAGAUGGAAAGACUAAACCUCCUUAUACAAAACCUCCUUAUUCAAAGCCACAAGAUUCAGAUUAAUCAAAAAAUUAAGGUAAAACAACUGCAACUACAGUAUAACCUUUUGAUAGAUCAUCAAUCUAACCACAAACUGAAACUUAACCAAAGAUUAUUAUAGUUAGAGUUGUUGAAGAUAUAUAAACAAAAUAAUUAAAAGAUAGAAUGAAAACAUAAGCAGAAGACUUCUUUUAAACUUUGAAUCAAACUCCUGAAUAAAGAGAAAUCAUUUUUAAGGAAAUUAGAUAUAAAUUAAAUUAAUUGGCACCUGAUAAUUUUGAUUUAGCUUCUUAAAAUAUUAUUAAACUUGUAAUAGAAAAGUAAUAUAAUUUAAUUAUUAUUUUAUAGUAAAAAUGAAAAUGACUCAACUUAUUUAGAGUAUUUAGCAUAAAAAAUCAUUGAAAAAUCUUAAACUGAACCAAAAUAUAGAAAAUUAUACACAAGAUUAUGUUAACUCUUAAUUAAAGAACCUUAAUUAACUAUUGUCAAAGAGAAAUAGGAUGGUAAGGCUAAGAGUGUUUCUCUAUUUAAAAAUCAACUUCUAAAUUAAGUUUAAUAAGUAUUUGAUGAGAGAAAGAAUAGAAAAGAAGAUCUAUCUCAUAUGAAACCAGAAGAAAGAGAAUAAUAUCAUUUAAUAAGAAAAUAAAAAAUUAUGGGAAGUAUGUACUUAUUAUAAUUACUCAAGAUGUCCGUUUUAUUGGAGACUUAUUUUUAUCUAAAUUACUUCCAAUUUUAGCUGUAGAAUAUGCUAUUAGAGAAUUAAUUUCAGAUUAUGUUGCUUAAUAUUAACCAAAUUAAGAAAAUAGUGAAGAAUCUAUUGAAGGUUUAAUAGAAUUAUUAGAUUAAAGUAAUUAUAUUUACAAUAAUUAUUAGUUGGUGGAUCAUAUAAAACUUAAAACAUUACUGAUUUUGAUGUAUUGAAGAAAGAUCUCGAAUUAUUCUUUGAUGGUACAACUAAAAAUCUAGAAGAAGCAAAAUCAUUUUUAUAAAAGAAACUUGAAAAAAAUCUUACAGUUGAUAUUAUUAUGGAAAUGUAUCAAAUUUGUUGAUUAUACUAGAUUUAAUUUACUUAUAUCAAAGUAUAAAGUAUCUUAAAGAAUUUCAAUGUUAAUAGAAAAUGUAUAAGAAAGAAAAAAUUAAGGUUGGAAAGAUCAUUAUAGUAGAUAAGAUUAAGCUUAGAGUGUAAAAACUAUUCAUCAAGAAUAAGAGAAAGAAAUUAUUGAAUAAAAUUAUAAUUAAAGUAAAAAUAAGAACAAGAAAUAUUAAUCAUAAUAAGUUCUUUAUGUUGAAAAAAAUUCAAGUUAAUAAUCAUCUUCAACAUCUCAAUAAAAGUAGUAAUUAUUUGAUUUAAAUGAAUUGGCUAUCUUUGUUUAAGGUACUUUCAAUAUGGAACCACAAUAAUAAGAAGCUAAACUUUUAGAAGAAUUGAAAAGAGUUGGACCAUCAGAUGAAGCAAUUUAAAAAUUCUUUGAAGUAUUCUUUGAAUAACUUCUUUCAUGUAAUAGAAUUAAUUAAUUAUAUAGAUAAAUUAAUUAAACAGAAUAUUGAAAGGGCUCAAAUGGUUUUUGAAUUAUUGAGUAAAGCAGAAGCCAAAGAAGAAAUUGUAAAAAAGGCUACUUAAAAGGUAUUUUAAUAAUACAAGAUUUUAGGCCUUGAAUGAAGACAAAGUUUAUGAUCUUGCUGAUUCUCCAACAGCAAUUGAUUUAUUGGUUGAUAUAAUUGGAUAUUUCUUAAAUGAUUCAGAUAUAAAUUCAUUAAAGAAAUUAUAUUUCAAACCUGAAAUUGAUAUCGAAGAUUUUAAUGAUUUCAUGAGUAAGAUAGCAACUUAAUUAAUCAUUAAAUAUUCUGAUAAAGAGAAUAUAAUUAAAGAAUACUAUGGUAUCCUAGGUUAUUAAAUUUGA
This is a messenger RNA of Paramecium pentaurelia, 2604 nucleotides long. The record is from the annotation of a GenBank genome assembly. Lineage: Eukaryota; Ciliophora; Oligohymenophorea; Peniculida; Parameciidae.